Nilaparvata lugens (brown planthopper) is the source of this 1482-nucleotide messenger RNA. RefSeq lists its product as uncharacterized. Bases 5 to 1432 code for a protein of 475 amino acids. Lineage: Eukaryota; Metazoa; Arthropoda; Insecta; Hemiptera; Delphacidae. The transcript is spliced from 7 exons. The record is from RefSeq and is a predicted model, not a curated record.
UACCAUGGAGCAGAAAGACAAAGAAUGUGAUGACUUGAAAAAAAUGUACAUAGAAUUGAAGGCUGCCAAAGAAAAUGCAAUAAAAACCAUAGAGUCGAACCUCAACACUAGAAUCUCAAAACUAAUGACAGAUCUGGAUUGCUCCACAUCAAAAAUGAAGGAAAUGGAGAUUCAUGCUCAGGAAAUUAAGAACAAAUAUCAGACAACACUAGAAGAGAAUCACCAGUUGUCGUCAAAUCUAGAGGAAGUCACAGAUUUAUUUAUGCAGUUGGUAUCAAAACUGAAACCUGAUCAGAUCUCAGGCGACAGCAAUAGCAAUGCUACAAAACUCAAAAGUAUUGCAGAAUUGAAAGAAAUCGCUUCGGAAAUCAUUUUCGGUGACAAAGACAGUAAUAAUGAUACGCUAAAGAAGGAAUACGAGUUGAAGAUUCGUGAAAAAGAGAAAGAAAUAGGAACUCUUAGAAGUUUGUUAGAUUCUAAGGAAAAAAAUCUAGCAGAUGCAUUGGCCUUGGUAAAGAAAACGGAAACUGAAUCUGUGUCAGCAACAGUUAUGAAUCAAUGUAACACAGAUAGCAACAAUUGUUCAGAUUUAGAAGUUAUUUCUGCUAAAUAUGAAGAGAAACUCAGGCUAUUGCAGAACGAGCAUGCCUUACAAACGAAAAGACUCGAACAAGAUUACAGCAAGAAAGUAUCCGCGAUUGAAAGGUCGCAUAGUGAAAUUAUAAACACGAUCAAGAAAGAAAUAGAAGCUAAAAUGAAGGAAGUCGAAGAAAGAGAGAAAUAUAUACUCAAUGAUUUCCAACAGAGACUCAUCGACCAGGAGAACAAUUUGAAAUCGAAAUAUUUGGCAGAUCUGAAUGCAGCCGAGGAAACAGCCAAAACACUCACUAUUCAGCAUUUCGCCUCGCAAGUGAAAAAAAUUGAAGAAUAUUAUCAGAAAGAGUAUGAAUCUUCUCGAACAAAAAUGGAACAGGCAGCUAUCAACUCGAUCAACACAUUGAAGAGAGUAAUUGCUGAGAAAGAGAAAGAAAUUUUCGAUCUGAAAUCUAUGAACCAGAAGAGUUCGAAUGAGAAGGUCAAUAUGUUGGAGAAAAAGUCAGAGGAAGACAGAAUGAAGCUGAUUAUCCUCACGAAACAGGUAACUGAGAUGCAAGAAGAAUUGUCGUCCAAACAGAAAAGUAUAAACCAACUGAGUGUAGAGUUGAACGAUGCUGUUCGAGAAAAGCGUGAACUCAACUACAGGAUUGACGUUUUGAAAAAUCGAAGCAAUGAGGUGAUCAAAAGUCAAUUCACCAAGGUAUUAAAUCGUCUCCAACUGCAGAUCGAUGAGAACCUAUUCAAAGGAGCCAACGAGUAUGAUAGAAAAAUUCAGGAAGUUGAAGAAAUGUAUUCGGCGCGGGAAAAUGAAAUGAAGAAAAGGGAUAAAAGUUGAACGAGUCGAAUAGAACCUUCAAUUCUACAGGGUGUUUACGAACUCUAGGG